This is a messenger RNA of Lathyrus oleraceus (garden pea), 606 nucleotides long. RefSeq lists its product as uncharacterized. NCBI's taxonomy places the organism in Eukaryota, Viridiplantae, Streptophyta, Magnoliopsida, Fabales, Fabaceae. The record is from RefSeq and is a predicted model, not a curated record. The transcript is spliced from 2 exons. Bases 1 to 606 code for a protein of 201 amino acids.
AUGGUUUGUCUUUCAUUAGAACAAGUUGAUGUUAUUCUUGGAAUGAAUUGGUUGGAGUUAAACCAUGUGUUGACCAAUUAUUUUGAUAAGUCGAUGCAGUUUCCUGAAUCCAAAGAGGAUGUGGAUUCGAGAUUCCUGUCUGUUGGUCCAGUUGGGAUGUCUUUGAGGGAGAACGAUAAGGUAUUGUUGAGAUUUUCUUCUCGAAGAGUAAGGAGAAAUGUGACGGCUAAUAUUUGCGACUUGGCUCGAGAGCAUGAAUAUGAGUUCAACGAAGGUGAAGAGUUGAUGUUUGUAUCUACUAAGAAAGUGAGAGAGUCCGUGAAGGAUGGGGCACAAUUGUUUGUGAUGUUAGCUUCGAUGGAAGCCACGGGCAAUGGAGUAGUUCGUAAUCUUCUUGCAGUGUGUGAGUUUCCGGAAGUGUUUCCUAAAGACAUCAGUGAUUUACCACCAGAGGAAGAGAUUGAGUUUACUAUUGACUUGGUACCCAAUACUAGUCAUGUUUCUAUAGCUUUGUACAAAAUGUUUGCUUCUGAGUUGUGCGAGCUAAAGAAAAAGUUGGAAGAGUUACUUGAGAAGAGACUUUUUCGACCAAGUGUUUCUCCUUGA